AUGCACCGGGACACAGCGACUCACCCGGAAGGAGAAGCAGUGAUUCUGGCUAUAUGGAGCAUUUCUUACUUACAGGAGGUGAUCACAGUGCGUGUUCAGGACCCCCGAGUGCAGAAUGAGGGCUCCUGGAAUUCUUAUGUGGAUUAUAAAAUAUUCCUUCAUACGAACAGUAAGGCCUUUACUGCCAAGACUUCCUGUGUUCGGCGUCGCUACCGUGAGUUUGUGUGGCUGAGAAAGCAGCUACAGAGAAAUGCUGGUUUGGUGCCUGUACCUGAACUUCCUGGGAAGUCAACCUUCUUUGGCAGCUCAGAUGAGUUCAUUGAGAAGCGACGACAAGGUCUGCAGCACUUCCUUGAAAAGGUCCUGCAAAGCGUGGUUCUCCUGUCAGACAGCCAGUUGCAUCUCUUCUUGCAAAGCCAGCUCUCGGUGCCUGAGAUAGAAGCCUGUGUCCAGGGCCGAAGCUCCAUGACUGUUUCUGAUGCCAUUCUUCAUUAUGCUAUGUCAAACUGCGGCUGGGCCCAGGAAGAGAGGCAGAACACUUCUCACCUGGCCAAAGGAGACCAGCCUAAGAGUUGUUGCUUUCUUCCAAGAUCCGGUAGGAGGAGCUCUCCAUCACCACCACCGAAUGAAGAAAAGGACUAUUUAGAAGUGUGGGCUCCAGUCAUUGACUCUGAGGUUCCUUCCUUGGAAACUUCUACUCUUCCACCCCUCUCAUUACCAUCAUGCUGUGAUUUUGUAAGACCUGAUGAGGGAACCUCCACUCCUCCGUCUGUGAGGAGUGCCACAGGAAGGGACCAUGCUGUUGUGCCUUUGGACCCUGGUCAGUUAGAAACAGUUUUGGAGAAAUGAAUGCUGGUCUGAACUCUGGGUUUUGCUCUGAGGGAGACAGAGAAGAACCAGGCCAGGAAACUUAGGUGGGAUUGAACACAGGGCCAGUAUAGGGGGAUUCUGGGCUAUUUACAGUAACUUCUGCUCAGGUUGGCUGCUCAUAGGUCAUUCAUGACAGCCCCUCGUGCCUCCUCCAGAAGAAUAAACACUGUGCAGAUGUUUCUUAGUUAAGCAUAACGCCCAAGAGCUGUUGAUUUUGAACAGAAACCCUUAUUUACUUUCCUGGGAACUGAGUUUCUUCAUAUAUUUGGUUACAGGCCCAGGAGCGCCUCCUCAGGUGACUGGUUUUGGGGACCUGUAAGUGGCAGAUUCUAACCUGCUAUAUUGAAUAUUGUCCCAACAGGAAUGUUUAUGCAGGUGUACUCACAUUUUGGCUGGCUUCUGUUUUUGCUGUAUACCCUGAAGCAUUUUAUUUCUGGCCUCUUGCCUACCUCCUUGCAUGGACAGGGCAGUGAAUAUUACUCUCCUACUUCCUUGCUUUUUUCUUCCACUAAUACCAUUAAAUGGAACUGGUCCUGGGACUUUUGCUGCUAGAGUUUCUGGCCUAUUCCAAGACCUCAGCCAGGCCGAAUGGAGCCUGGAGGGAGGUGGUUGGCCAUAGCCAGAGGGACAGGAUACAGCUCAGCGGCCUUUGUUUUGGGGAAGGCUGUCUGGGGCUUACACUGUUUCUUCUAGUUAUAAAGCAGAGACGUGGCUAUCUUUUCUGCAGGCUUAGAGUGGGCUUCUUUCUUUUGAAUCCUUUUCUUCUCCUUUAGUAAUAGCUCCCUGCCCCCAGGGCUUCAGCUGCCUGUGUUGUCCCUCUGCUGUGUUGCAAGGAGGCCGUAUGUUCAGUUCAGUGGGGCGCAAGGGCUUUGUUUCUGCCUAGAAGAGAGGGCUCUGGGGAUGGAGAUGAAGAACAACACGCCCUCCUUCAGACAAUGAGGCAUUCUGCCCUCCUGCUGCCAUUAUUCCUCUCCACUGAGAGCCAGACCUGGUAGGAGCCCAGUGCUGCAGGCAUUCUGCAUUGCUCUGCUCUUAGGAUUGUGUGUGUGGUUCUUCCCCUCUCACCCACUCCUCCCUUCUGUGACCAUUCCACCCUAUCUGUGGGCUCUUUUACUACUAGCCUAUGCUGUGGGACUGUCAUGGCAUUUAGUUCAGAGUUGAGGGGCUAUGGCCUGAAAUAAAAUGCAAGUAUUUAAGACUGUUGCAAUUUGUGUCUAACAAGCUGUAGCCAAGAAGGAGGGAGUGAGAGCUGGUUGUAGUUAUUUUCAUAAAUCAUGAAUUUAUCAGCGUGGAAAUAAUGGUUCAGAACUGUACUGCAGCUCUCCGGCAUUGUGUGUGCAGCUCAAGUUCACCACUGGAGCAAGGAUUGUAUUCCAAAGAGCCAGGAUCCAACUCUUCUCGCAGUUCUGGGCAUGAACCUUGUUAGGUAUAAUUUACCUGAUGCUGCUUCCAUCCUCUCAGGCUGUCUGAGGUGCCAGGUGCUGAAAGAGAAAUAAAGUUUGUCAACAGGCA
This is a messenger RNA of Otolemur garnettii (small-eared galago), 2382 nucleotides long. It is a transcript of the gene SNX11, whose product is annotated as sorting nexin 11. Gene Ontology annotation, biological process: intracellular protein transport. The record is from RefSeq and is a predicted model, not a curated record. NCBI's taxonomy places the organism in Eukaryota, Metazoa, Chordata, Mammalia, Primates, Galagidae. Gene Ontology annotation, molecular function: phosphatidylinositol binding. Bases 1 to 849 code for a protein of 282 amino acids. The transcript is spliced from 6 exons.